GAAAAAAACUCCAAGAAAUGAUUAAAAAAUUAAAAAAAGAAGAAACUUUUUAACCUACAAAACAAAAACGAUUGUUGUUGUUUUCGUUUAUAUCGUUCGUCCAUGUUCACCCGUUUUCAAUUUGUGCUUUUUUUGAUGUUGAUGUGUUUUUAGUUGUAAAAUUAUAUACCAAAUACCAAGCAAAGGUGUUGCAGUUGCAAAUUGUAAAGCAUCUUUAACUAGUGCCUUUUUUUAUGUUAAAAGGCACUGAUCUGUAUUAGAUCAGUGUUAAAAGGUAUAUUUGAAUAAAAAUGAAUUACAAUUUUGAAACUCUCCGAAUUGAAUAUAAAGAUAUUCUACAAACGUCUUUUAAAACCAACAAUGUUGAACCAUUGGAACAAAAAGUAAAAUCUUUAAAUCGGACUGAUUUGGAUAUAAAAACACCCUUGGAUCAAACUAUAAGAGAUAUUUUAUUGAAUCUUCUUGAAGAAGAGAGUAGUGUUGCAAUUCUUAGAGACUAUGUAGAUUUUUCCAUACUGCUCUGUAGAAGAGGAUUAAGUUCUCCUACAAUACCUGUUGUACUUCUUGGAGAUAUAUUUGAAACUUUAACUCUAGAUAUUUGUGAAAGCAUGUUUACAUUUGUUGAACAGAAUGUCAAUGUUUGGAAGGAAGAGUUAUUUUUUUCUGGGUGCAAAAACAACUUAUUACGUUUAUGUAAUGAUCUAUUAAGAAGAUUGUCUAGAACUACAGCAACUGUGUUUUGUGGGAAAAUUCUUUUAUUUUUGGCAAAAUUUUUCCCAUUUUCUGAACGUUCAGGUUUAAAUAUUGUUAGCGAAUUUAAUUUGGAGAAUGUAACAGAAUAUGGUACAGAUCAAAUAGAAGAGGAUAUUACAGAAAUUAAAUCUGGAGAUGAGAAACAUACCAUAGAUUUUACUUUCUACUGUAAAUUUUGGCAAUUACAAGAUUUUUUUAGGAAUCCUAUUCAGUGUUAUAAUAAGGUUCAAUGGAAACUCUUCAGUUCUCAUGCCACUAAUGUAUUAAAUACUUUCCAUGGAAUAAAACUUGACUAUGUGACAUCUACAGAAAAUUCUGCAAAUUUGGGAUAUUUUGCAAAAUAUCUAACAAGUCAGAAAUUAUUAGAUUUGCAAUUGCAUGAUGUAAAUUUCCGAAGAUCUGUAUUACUCCAAUUUCUAAUAAUCUUUCAGUAUUUCACAUCUACAGUUAAAUUUAAAUCAGAUAUUCAUGAAUUGAAAAAUGACCAAAAAGAAUGGAUUAGCAGUUACACAGAAAAAGUAUAUACUCUCUUGAGAGAAACUCCACCAGAUGGAGAAGAGUUUGCACAAAUUGUAAAACAUGUGUUAAGUCGUGAAGAAUUAUGGAAUGCUUGGAAAAAUGACAGCUGCCCAGAGAUCAAAAAGACUCUACCCCAGCAAACAGAAGUGUCAGAAAAAAGAAGAGAUUCGGAAAAACCACUUCUAGGAGAUAUCAUUAAAGAAGCUAGUGAUCAAGGAAAAUAUUUUAUUGGCAGUGGUGAGCUAACCAAAUUAUGGAAUCAUUGUCCAAAUAAUUUAGAAGCAUGUAAAGGAAGAAAUUUCUUGCCAACUUUAGAUGAAUACUUUGCAGAUCCAAUUCAGCAGGUUGAAACUCACAGCAAAGGAGAUGAUAAUUUGUUGAAAGACAGUAAUUUUGGUUGGAGAGCAUUGAGGCUUUUAGCAAGACGCAGUCCUCAUUUUUUCACUUACAGUACUACUAUUAUGAAUCCUUUGUCAUCCUAUUUAGAAAUGAUGGUAAGAAAGAUAAUUCAUGAAAAACCUGGAAAGGAAAUGUCACAAGAAAGUCAAAAUGAUAAUGAGCUGGAGAGUAUUCUUACUGAAGCAGAUCAAGCUACAGAAGAUCUUAAACAAACAGAUCAUGAAGAAUUUGUUGAUGACACAAAUGUGAGACAAGAUAAUAAAAAUUUAACUUACGAGCAAUUGUUAUAUUUCAGUGAAAAAAUUUCCCCAGAUUGGCCAAAAUUGGCAGUUAAAUUAGGUUAUAAACCUGAUGAAAUUGAUUUUUUUAAAAAUGAAAAUCCUACUCCCAUUGAACAAGCAAGGAAUUUGUUACAAAUAUGGUUUGAAGAUGAUGAAGAUGCAAGUUUAGAUAAUUUACUGUAUAUCCUUGAAGGUCUAGAAAUGAAUGAAGCUGCAGAAGCUGUAAGAUCUGAAAUAUCAAAUAAUAUGGAAACAUUUUUAAUACAGUAACAGUCUCACAGGCAGACUGUAUAUAGGAAUUCCAUACAGUGUUUCCCUUGUGAAAUCACAGUGUGAUAAUUCAGAAGGUAGAAAUAAUUCAACAGUG
This is a messenger RNA of Psylliodes chrysocephalus, 2319 nucleotides long. Lineage: Eukaryota; Metazoa; Arthropoda; Insecta; Coleoptera; Chrysomelidae. The record is from the annotation of a GenBank genome assembly.